This is a messenger RNA of Cannabis sativa, 1248 nucleotides long. Its product is annotated as protein SHORT HYPOCOTYL IN WHITE LIGHT 1. Gene Ontology annotation, biological process: regulation of abscisic acid-activated signaling pathway; negative regulation of photomorphogenesis. The record is from RefSeq and is a predicted model, not a curated record. The coding region runs from base 334 to 951 and encodes 205 amino acids. The transcript is spliced from 5 exons. NCBI's taxonomy places the organism in Eukaryota, Viridiplantae, Streptophyta, Magnoliopsida, Rosales, Cannabaceae.
GAAAUUUGGUCGUUUAUGAUAUUAGCCACUUCACAUAACAUAACUGGCUUGACUCGGUUCCCUUUGUUUGGUGCCAACCAACCUAACUACGCCCAACUUUCAGAUAGCUUUCCCCUGUGCACGAGUGGGUUUUCAUCUUCAAUUCAAGAACAGGGAUAUGGGUGUAGCCAUCAAUGAAGCUAUAGCAGUUUGAGUCUUGUAAUGCAAACAACGGAAGCUAUGGCAUUCAACAUUUUUGUAACCAUAUUUUAGAAGACUUAGAAUUUUCAAUUUACAAUUUUGUAUCACACAACCGUGAUCUGCAUAUGUUGUAGCGUCACACCUUCCCUAACCAUGUCAUUAGCUGCGACACUCUCUCCCUUAUCAUUUCAAACACUUAAAUCUCGUCAACAAGUAUUUCACUCCAUUUAUCUCCAUCGGCACACCUUGAAUUUCAGACUCAGAUUUUUACCUUUUCAAACUCCUUUUCGCCUUCAAGCCUCAAGAAGAAUCUCCAAUUCUCCCCAGGGUAGUGAUACUCUUGUGGAUGAUCCACGCAGUUGGAGCCGUUCUAUCAGCUCUGAAUACAGUAGACAUGGUGAUGAUGAAGAUGACGAUGAUGAUGAUGAAGAAGAAGAAGAUAGAAGUCUUGAUCUUUUGAUUAAGUUCGUCCAGAAUGUUUUUAAGAAGAUCUCUAGGCGUGCUCGACGAGCUGUACGAUCAGUUCUUCCAAUAGUUAUCCCAACCAAACUGGUGGGAUUUUCUGUCAAUGGAGUGCUAAUUCUUGCUUUUUUGUGGAUUUUGAAGGCGUUUCUUGAGGUGGUUUGCACCAUCGGUAGUGUAGUUUUUGCGAGCAUCUUACUCAUCAGAGGAAUAUGGACUGGGUUAAUCUAUUUGCAAGAAAACCACAAUCUUUCAAUAAAGGACUUUGAUGACGAGAAUGGCGCAUGGGAUCGUGUUAAGCCUGCUUGACAACUGACAAGCCUGCUUCUAUAACAGAUGUAGUUUGUUCUAGAUAGGAAUCUUGGAUACAAAAAUUGCUUACCUUUCUGGAGAUCAAGAACUAACUACAUCUGUUAUCAUAUAAUAAACAUUUUCUAAGGUAGCAAGGUCUACCUUUCUGUAUCAUCAUCACAUAUCAGAUCAGAUCUACAGGUAUAAAUAAAUCUGGCAUGAUUAUGCCUGUCUCGUGUAUUGUAUUCAUAUCAUAUGUUUCAUAACUUAGGACUUUGGGGUAAUGAAAUGGAAUGCAAAAAAAAUUAAUAUUUA